AUGAGCGACCCGGCGUGCCCGGAGGCGGACUUCCGGCGAGCCUUCCGCAUGCCGCGCGCGGUGUUCGACAAGCUCUGCGGCGACCUGGGCGCCGCCGUCGCCAAGGAGGACACCACGCUGCGCGCCGCCGUCCCCGUGCCGCAGCGCGUCGCCGUCUGCGUCUGGCGCCUCGCCACCGGCGAGCCCCUCCGCGAGGUGUCCCGCCACUUCGGCCUCGGCAUCUCCACCUGCCACAACAUCGUCCUCCAGGUCUGCGCCGCCCUCACCGCCGUCCUCCUCAGCAGGGUCGUCCGGUGGCCGGACUCCCCCGCCGCCGCCGCGUCCAGGUUCCAGGCCUUGUCUGGUAUCCCCGGCGUGGUCGGCGCCGUGCACACGGAGCACAUACCCAUCGUCGCGCCAAGAGAGAACGCCGGCGAGUACUUCGACCGCCGCCUCACGGACCGGAACCAGAAGGCGACCUACUCCGUCGCCGUACAGGCCGUCGUGGACGCCGACGGCGCGUUCACCGACGUCUGCAUCGGCCACCCGGGCUCCCUCUCCGACGCAGCAGUGCUGGAGAAGUCGGCGCUGCACGCGCAGUGCGAGGCCGGGCUGCUGCUCGGUGACGACGGCCACGGGCAGCCGCUGUGGCUCGUCGGCGGCGCGAGCUACCCGCUGACGAGCUGGAUGCUGGUGCCAUGCACGCACCCCAACCUGACGUGGGCGCACGACAACCUCAACGAGCGGGUGGCAUGCGCGCGCGCGCCGGCGCUGCGUGCGUUCCGGCGGCUCAGGGCACGGUGGCGCUGCCUGCAGCGGCGCGCCAAGGUGAAGCUGUCGGAGCUCCCCAACAUGCUGGGAGCUUGCUGCGUUCUGCACAACCUCUGCGAGCGCAGCGGCGAGGAGCUCGACGCCGACGUCGACCUGCUCCCGCAUGACAAACUCGUCGACGACGGAGUGAUCACCGGCAAUGCAGGGUGCUCCUCCGCCCAACAGACUGAUCGGGACAGGAUGGCACACGUCGUCCUCCACGCCGGCAACGCUUAG
Oryza brachyantha (malo sina) is the source of this 1026-nucleotide messenger RNA. Its product is annotated as protein ANTAGONIST OF LIKE HETEROCHROMATIN PROTEIN 1-like. NCBI's taxonomy places the organism in Eukaryota, Viridiplantae, Streptophyta, Magnoliopsida, Poales, Poaceae. The record is from RefSeq and is a predicted model, not a curated record. The transcript has a single exon. The coding region runs from base 1 to 1026 and encodes 341 amino acids.